AUGUACCUCUUCACCACCACAUCCAGGAAAGUCCCAGCCUCACCACCUCCAAACUCAACUAACGCCAACAAAACGCUUCAACACUCUAGUCAAGCUUUCAAAAUGCGUUCCGCCAUCGCCGCAGCCUUCUCUCUGGCUCUUCUGAACUCGGCCUCUGCUCAGCUCUUCGGUGGCCCGCUUUCCGUCCUACCAACAACGUCGUUCUUCAGCCCAGCUGACACCGGAAUCAGCUGCGCCAGCCAGGGCAACGCGCUUCUCAACGCGAAUGCUCUGACCAGCGUUCGGUGUGGCGGCAGCGGCGGCUAUGCUCCCUCCCAAAUGAGCUGUGGCAACCAAGGCGACAGUCUUGGCUUCUCCCUCGCCAACAUCAAUGCCCUCACCUCCAUUGACUGCGUCAGCUACUAA
Puccinia triticina is the source of this 405-nucleotide messenger RNA. RefSeq lists its product as uncharacterized. The record is from RefSeq and is a predicted model, not a curated record. Bases 1 to 405 code for a protein of 134 amino acids. NCBI's taxonomy places the organism in Eukaryota, Fungi, Basidiomycota, Pucciniomycetes, Pucciniales, Pucciniaceae. The transcript has a single exon.